GGGUUCACUAGAUGCCUGCCAACAGACCAAUCGGUAGACCAAAGGCGAGCUGUGCAGAAUGCCGUCGUUCCAAGUUGAAAUGUAAGAUUUUGAUUGAUCCGCGACUUGACAGACCCGCGACUUAUGGCUUUCAGGUGAUCGGAACGUGCCGUGUAGUGCAUGCGUCCGUGCCGGUGGGGCUUCAAGCCGGCGAAUCUCGAGCUUACAUGCAGGGUGCCCCAACGCCUGUCCCAAUGGUACCCGGAAGCCCGCAUUAUCUAUACAAGGUCUUUUGGAGGAGAUACAAGGCGUACGCACGGAAUUGAUGCAACUGAGACAACAGGCGGGCCUCGACUCGCCACAACACCCUCAAGUUUCAGAUCAAUCUUCGACCCUUUCUCUCGCGGGCCCGGCACCCGAACACCAGAACUAUCACGAAGGUACACAUGAACCUGCAUACCUGGCUGGUGAUAGGCAAGGCGAGACAGGUCACUUCACUGUCGAUGGGGAAAGAGGUUCUCAUUUUCUCGGCGCAACUGCCGCCGCCCAUCUGCUACCGGCCGAUGAUGAAGACUGUCAUCUGGUUCAACCAGCGUCACCAUGGCAUGGGGACCCAUCUCAUGAGCGAACAUCAUUCGUGACCUUCCCUUUCCAUUCGAGACUCGAUAGUUGGUCAAUUCUAGAAGCAGGGUCGAAGCUUCCUGAACCAACGCGAUUGAGACGCCUGAUCGACGUCUAUUUUGCCGAAACACCUUGGAGAUUUGCGCCAGUAUCUAGAAACUAUUUCGACGGUGUCUUGGAUCUGGUGACCAGCGGAAACUCUAACUCUAGUCUCAUUCAGCAAGCUGCACAACUGGCUAUGAUUUUCGGUCUCAUUUCUGUGGGAUGCUUGUUUGACGCCUCAGUGCCCUCUCACUCGGACGAAGCCAAAUCGUACAGCAUGCUUUCACUGCAUUGUCUAGGCAUCGCCAAUUUUCUGACUCACACCUCGACGGCCUGUCUAGUUUCGUUGCACCUCUACUGCUGCUUUCUCAUCAAUGAAGAUCGACCGCGCGUUGAUGAGAUAUUUGCCAUCGUUGGGCUUGCUUUGCGGCUAGCAACCAUAGCUGGCUUCCACAAGGACGGCUCGCGAUGGGGCUUGCCCGGGGCAGAAGUCGAUGCCAGGAGGAGGAUCUGGUGGGAGAUCCUGACUCUGGAGAGAAUCAACGCGAACCGCUUCGGCCUGUCUCCUUUCAUUCAAGCCGACGUUUUUGACGCAUCUACCCCAGCUGAUGAGUCUACUGAUGGCUUUUUGGCGUGGCGUUGGGAAUGGGACAACAUCCUCCAUCAGCUCAUUAAAGUGAUCCAAGAACCGUCGUCAGAUCCCUCCAGCGUGCAGCAGCGGGAUGGCAUUGUCCGAUCUUACUGGUCCCGCCUGCCAAAUCAUCUCAAGUAUCGACAAGUUCGUGAUGGCGGCCGGACGGAGAGUCUUCAGCAGAUCCGUUUGGCCUUACAUUUCAAUACUGGAUUACUCCAGUGCCAUCGUUCGAGUUUUCAAUUGGCGCUGAGGACCCAUUCCCGGGAACCCAUGGAGUCGGAAAGAGCCUACUCAGUGGAGAGCGUUAUAGAUGAAGCGUGCCCUGCCAUCAUUGCUCUAGUCGACGCUCUAUAUGGGGAUUAUGGCUUGAUAUUUACGCGUCACAUCGUGGCCGCACUUGACCUAUUCAGCGCCAUUGUGCCUCUUGCUGCGCUGGUGAUGCGCUCUCCUCGGUCGACCAAAUCUGUUUCUGCGCACAAUCUCUUGUUGCGUGGUCUGGCCCUUCUGGAACAAGCCGCCGAUGCGACUCCUUGUCUGUGGUACGCCGUCCUUCUGACCCGAGGUAAGCGCAUGGCUGCACGUGCAACAUCAAGAUUGGCAUCGAGAUGGACCACGGAAUCUCGUCAUUCAAGUCCUCCGGUGAUGCCGCAGGGUUCGGAGGUUGGGGUCAUGACGUACGAAUACUCGGAUGGUGGGCGAGACGACUUUGACUUUGAUCAAUGGUUAGAGUCAAUCUGGGAGCCGCUAUCGACCCCGGAUCAGGAAUCAAUGUUUGCCAUUUUUGGCGAUACUCGUGGACAAGGAGUAUGACACGGAUCCGAUUCGGUAUAUGGUGUCAUUCCAAUGUAAUCUUUGAACUCAAGAUUUGCCGCGUUGUCCAGGGGAAGGCACAGCUCUAGAGUAUCAUGUGCCGGUGCUUGCUCGGACAACGGCACGAUAUCGGAGAUCCGACUCCGUCAGAGAAAGCUAGCAUUACCUUGUUGUCGAGAUCGGUUGGCAGCAUCCGCUAGCCGCCGUUAUCCGGAAAAUGGUGUCUUCGUAAAUAUGU
Kockovaella imperatae is the source of this 2324-nucleotide messenger RNA. RefSeq names its product fungal-specific transcription factor domain-domain-containing protein. Lineage: Eukaryota; Fungi; Basidiomycota; Tremellomycetes; Tremellales; Cuniculitremaceae. The record is from RefSeq and is a predicted model, not a curated record. The transcript is spliced from 4 exons. Gene Ontology annotation, molecular function: zinc ion binding; DNA binding. Gene Ontology annotation, biological process: DNA-templated transcription. The coding region runs from base 305 to 2086 and encodes 593 amino acids.